This is a messenger RNA of Fusarium proliferatum ET1, 3402 nucleotides long. RefSeq lists its product as uncharacterized. Gene Ontology annotation, biological process: mitotic spindle assembly; astral microtubule depolymerization. NCBI's taxonomy places the organism in Eukaryota, Fungi, Ascomycota, Sordariomycetes, Hypocreales, Nectriaceae. The record is from RefSeq and is a predicted model, not a curated record. Gene Ontology annotation, cellular component: mitotic spindle; microtubule organizing center; mitotic spindle midzone. Gene Ontology annotation, molecular function: microtubule binding. Bases 1 to 3402 code for a protein of 1133 amino acids. The transcript has 3 exons.
AUGGCCGACACAAAACUUACCGACCAGCAGGUCGCCGACCUCAACACCAUCCUGCGCGGCGACGGAAGUCUUGACUCCAAGGUCCAAUAUGUCACGAUCAUCAAAUCGGGCAUUAAACAACACAAUGUCCCUGAAUCGAGUGUCGCUCAGCUUUUCGAUGGUUUGCGCGCAGCUACUACCUCGCAGCAUGCCGCUCUGGUAAACGCUGGUUUCACUGCCCUGAACCAUCUCCUCACGCGCCUCUCUCGACAAGACCCCAAGCUCUUAUCUAAGGAAGCCGCGCGAACUUUGCCAAUUGUCGUCGAGAAGCUCGGCGACCACAAAGACAAGUUCCGUUCUCUAGCUUCGCACUCGCUUGUUACUCUAUAUGCCGUUGCGCCAGCAGAUGUGGAACGUUUUGUUCGAAACUCAGCGAUGAAUGGAAAGAACCCCAGAGCAAAGGAGACCUCCAUGAGUUGGCUACUACAGAUGCACAAGGAGAAUGGCCUGCCUUUCCGAGGUUACGUCCCUGUACUCAUGGAACUUCUCGAGGACGCCGAUGGCAUGGUACGAGAUGCGGCCAAGAACACCGUCAUUGAACUUUUCCGAUCUGCCCCAAAUGCUGCCAAGUCCGAUCUUAAGCGACAACUCAAGAACUUCAAGGUACGACCUGCAAUUGAGCAAGCUAUCGUCAAGGAGCUCGCCCCGACCUCUAGUCGCCCCGAGACUCCCGCCGCAGAAGCCGCCGCUCCAGCACCUCGUCCAGCUCUUUCGGCCAGCACUUCGUCAGUAGCUGCAGCCGAGCGUCCUAUCACUCCUGGAAUCGAGACCAAGCCAGAAACUCUCGAGCCACUGUACGUCAACACAAACCGCGAGCUGGACGACAUUUUUAAGGAAAUGGCGUGGUUUUUCGAGGGUAAAGAGUCGGAACAGAAUUGGCUGAAGCGAGAAAACUCCGUCAAUAAACUGCGGCGACUCAAUGUGGGCAAUGUUCCGUCUGAUUUCCCAGAUACCUUUCUUGUUGGGGUUAAGAGCAUGUUGGACGGUAUCAUCAAGGCGAUUACCUCUCUGAGAACCAGUCUCUGCAAGGAGGGUUGUGCUCUUAUCCAGGAGAUGGCUAAUACGUUUGGUCCUGCAAUGGACCCCAUGGUUGAAAUGCUGAUGCAAUGCUUCGUCAAGCUCGCUGCAGGAACCAAGAAAAUCAGCUCUCAGCUUGCCAACGAGACGGUUGACACGAUCCUGAGCAAGGUUUCGUACACUCCACGCUUGAUGCAACACAUCUGGAUGGCUUGCCAGGACAAGAAUGUUGCGCCGAGAACUUAUACUACAGGGUGGCUCAAGACCAUUCUAAAGAAAGAGGCCCAGCACAAGCAUCAUAUCGAGCACACAGGCGGUGUGGAGUUAAUUGAGAAGUGUAUCAAGAAGGGCCUGACUGAUGCUAACCCUGCUGUAAGAGAGAAAAUGCGAUCAACAUAUUGGGCCUUCUGGGGAAUCUGGCCUGCAAAAGCAGAUACCAUCAUGGCCGAUCUGGAUGGCACUGCCCAGAAGCUUUUGAACAAGGACCCUAGCAACCCUCAUUCCCCUAAGAAGGGAGAGACGGCUGCACGACCUGGACUGGGAUUAUCCAAGAGCACAAUGGGCACAAGUAAGCCAAGUAUUCGCGAGGCUAUGAUGGCUCAACGAAAGGCAAACGCAGCAAAGAACCUGCCAGCUCGACCUGGCUCAGCUAUGGCUCACCUUUCGCCCGUGAAAACAACCACGUCAAGUACAUCGACAGCAGCAACCAAACCAUCAGGAACCCGAACUCGUCCAGAAACUGGUGGCAUGUCAGGUGCUCCAAUGAGGCCAGCAAGGAGGCGACCAGAGAUGGCAGCGCGUCCUGCGACGGCGGGCCCCUACUCCGUGCGUGACAUGGAUGCUGGAAGUCCUGAAAGUAUCAGGUCCAAGACACCCAAACCCCGAGAGACGACGCCUAAGAGAACUGCUCCCCGACCACGACCUGGACAUGCUUCACAUGCUAGUGAAUCCAGUCUUGCAUCACCUACAUCAGUGAGGCCAGGCACCAAGCCCGCGGUUUCACCUCGCACAAGUCCUACAAAGUUGAAGCAAUCGCAAUCUGCCAUGCUGCCUAUGAGCAGCCCCUCCCGGGCAAAUGAGGACUUUACUCUUGUUGUUCCAAAUAUGGCUAAUUUGAGGGCCAUACAGAAGCCUGCACCAGAGCCUCACCAGAGAGCUCCUCAGGCUAGCCAAGAGAUUCCCUCAGAAUUAACCACUCCUGUGCUUGAGGAUUCACCACAUAUUGUCCCAGAAGCUGCUAGAGAGGCUGCGCCAGUCUCUGAGCCAGAGACAGCCCCUGAACCAACGGUUGAAGCUGAGGCCCAGGCCGCCGAUGAACCUAUGGAGGAGGCUGCUGAACCUUCCGUGGCCAUCUCGGAGCCUGUGGUUGAGCCUACACCCCAGCCGUCGGAAACCGUGCAGGCCGACCCUGUUUCAGGAGCGCCUGGUUCGACACUGCAAGUGUAUGAAGACCCGUUCACUGAUGAGCAGCCUUCUCCAAAGCCGACCUUUAACGUUCCUGUGCUGGAAGACAAGCCCGUCAACGCUGAUGCAGCCAACUUGCCCAAUGCCCGUGCUCAAUCCCCCGUGACGCAAGACGUAGAAUCCUCUGAGAGAACAAAGCAGAGCUCACGACUGCUUGAAAGUGGCAUCACCAGAGUCAAGGCAAAGACUCUUGAUGUUCAUGGAUUCCGAAAGCUGCAGUCCCUUUUGCGUGAUACCAAGGGCAUCUUCACUGAUGAUAAGUUUGAGGCUCUGUUGAUUGGACUCUUCCAAUACCUGGAAGAUCCUCUGUCUGGGGUGAGUGCCGAAAAGGCUCAGGAUGUCAAAGCCCAGAUCCUUGCUACAAUCAGGCUACUCCUCCGAAAGGAACGUGACAACUUCCAGCCUCAUGUGUCCAGGGGUCUUGAAUCACUCCUUGAGACACGCAGUGCUUAUGAUAUCCGUGCCCAUAUUGUCAGUGGCGUUGAGGUCUUGGCUGAUGAACUCGUCACCAUUGGCGACGGUUCUGAGAUUGUUGUUGUCCUAACAAAGCGUCUUGAAAAUAUUGACAGCUCGACUCCUGAGGGAAGCCGUAUGCUCAGCACUGGAUUGCACGUGUUGCGAAGCCUGCUUGACAAGAGACCCAACUUUAUCCCUACUGAUACUGAACUUGGUCAGCUGGCCAGCCUUGCCGGUCGAUGCCUUGUUUCUACAGACUCUGGUGUUCGUAUGGAUGCCGUUCAGCUUUGCGUUGCUCUUCACUCAAGGGUAGGUGAGCAAGUCUUCUGGAAUGCCCUGAAGGAUGUUCAGGAUGAUCCCAAGAGCUUGAUCACCUACUACAUUGUCAAGAGACAGCGAGAGCAGACUCCUACAAUUGCAGCCUAA